Drosophila teissieri is the source of this 1516-nucleotide messenger RNA. It is a transcript of the gene Mur18B, whose product is annotated as mucin-5AC. The transcript is spliced from 2 exons. Gene Ontology annotation, cellular component: extracellular region. Gene Ontology annotation, molecular function: chitin binding. The record is from RefSeq and is a predicted model, not a curated record. Lineage: Eukaryota; Metazoa; Arthropoda; Insecta; Diptera; Drosophilidae. The coding region runs from base 48 to 1358 and encodes 436 amino acids.
GGCCAGCAGCUCACACAACGAUCGACCGACGUUAGCCACUGGCGACGAUGACAACGACCACAUCUCCUAGAGAAACCACACAGACCACUUUCACGGUUCGCAAGAUGACGGGCCGCCGAAUCUCCAAGCUAUCCACAGUCGUGCUGUUCUGCGCCGCCUUGCUGCUGACCAAGUCCUGCGGCAUCCUGGCGCUCAGCGGCGACGGUUCGGCGCCAUCCCAGGAUGUGGCCCAGGCGGAGCUCUGGAGCGAUGCCACCACCACCACCAUUCAGCCAAGCGAGGAGGGCAGCGGAUCCGGUGGCUGGGAACUGACCACGGAGGCGGAAACCACCAUACCGAGUGAGGAAACCACUGCUGGCGAUGAGGAGACCACCGUUUCCGAAGAGGAGACCUCCACGGACGCCUCUGGCGAUGUAGAGACCACCACUGCUGUGCCGGAAUCUUCACCAGCUGCCCAGGAGAGCUCUUCCGCUGCCGAGGAGACCACAUCCGCUGCCGAAGAGACCACAUCCGCUCCCGAGGAGACCACUUCCGCUCCCGAGGCCAGCUCUUCUGCACCCGAGGAGACCACUUCCGCACCCGAGGAGACCACUUCCGCACCUGAGGAGACCACUACGGCUCCCGAGGAAUCCACAUCCGCUCCUGCAGAGCCAGAGAGUUCCAGCUCUUCCUCUCCAGCGGAACCCGAGAGCACCAGUCCUUCCACGCCGGCAGAUACCACCAUUGCACCCACGCCGCCCACUUUCAAGUGCCAGACGGCCGGACUGUUCCCACACAUCAGUGGCGACUGCAGGCGUUACCACAGCUGCCUGUUGAAUCCCGUGCUGCGACAGCUGCAGGACAUCGAGCUCAUCUGCCCGGAACUGACCGUCUUCUCGCCGAGCCUGGGCAGAUGCGUGAGGGACUUGGCCGAGUGCCUGGAGGAGGGCUUCCAGUGCCUGGCCGUGGGCAGGUUCGCCGGACUGGAUGAGACCUACUACUACAACUGCGUGGCCAGUUUGCAGGGCGGCUUCCACAAGUUCAUCGUGCGCUGCUCCAGCGGCCAGAGGUUCGAGCCACUGUUCGGCGGAUGCUGGCGCUACGACUGGACACAGAUCGUGCCCGGACAGGAGGCGAACGAGAUCAGCGACCUGGCUGCCAUCAAGCGGGAGCUGAAGCUGUACAAGGCCGAGGCCAAGCUGCGCCUGAAGGCCCAGAAGGAGCAGGAGAAGCUGGCCAAGAAGCAGCAGAAGCUGGAGGAGAAGGCCGCCAAGAAGGCGGCCAAGGAGCUGGCCAAGCAGCAGGCGAAGGCCGAGAAGGACAAGGCCAAGGCCGAGGCCAAGGGCGAAUCCAUCGAGAGCGCCGAGUCCGCGGAGUAACUUCCUCCCAGCUCCGAGCUUCGAGCUCCAGCUCCUUUUCUUCAGAUAAACUCUUCCAUCUAUGUUGGUCCCUUGCUCUAGUCUAGUGAAAUUAUCCUUCCUUAUUUUGUAUACCUAUUUUUUUUUUGUUUUGUGGUGUGAAUAAAUAUUUAAAAUUA